GUGAUUUAAAAUUAAAAUAUAAAAAUAAAUAUCGACAUCAUAUUAAAAGAAUAACACUGACAAUAUGGUGAAACAAUAUAAUACCAUGCAUGAACAUAAUUACUUUCGUGAUAAUAAAAAAAAAAAUUGUCGAUGGGCUGAUAAAAAAGUAAAUCAUACUGUGAAAAUAACUAAUGAUGAUUGCAAUUCUACAUUAGAUUGCUACAUAAAAAUAAGUUCAAGUGAUGAAGAGGAAGAUAUAAAUCAUAUGCCUCUUUCUCGUUUAUUAAAAAUAGAAGUUGAAAAAGACUUAUUGAAAGAGUGCAAAAAUAAAAAAUCCUUAGAAGACCAACUAUAUGAUAAAUUAAUUAAGGAAAAUAAUCAAGAUAUGUUAAAUAUUUCUAAUAAUUCCAAUAAUAUAAUAAGUGAAAAUCAUCCAAUCAACAAUGGAGAACAAAGUAAAACUGCACAAAUUGUUCCAUUAACUAAUGAUUCAACAAUUAUAAAAAAUCAAAAUAUUACAAAUGUGAAUAAAAAAGCAAGAAUUGAUCAUUACAAUAGUAAUUAUCAAGGUGUGAACUUUUCAUUAGAUACAAUUAAUCCAAAAGUCAAGAAAGAGAAUGUUAAUGUUACGAAAACAUCUGCAAACAUUGGCGGUGAAAGCCAAGGUAAAGAUUUAAAAACAGAAUUUGUAUGGCAUGAGGAAGAACUAAAUCAGACUGAACAGAUAAAAAAUGAAUAUGAUGAAUCAGAUUCUACAAUAGAUUGGUACAGAGACUUAUAUUCGAGUGAUGAUGAUGAAGAGGAAGAUAUAAAACAUAAUAUGCCUCUCUCUCAAUUACUAAAAAUAGAACUUGAAAAAGACUUGUUCAAAGAGUUAAGAUUCAGUUAACACGUUAACGGCCACGGCAUAAUUUAAUUAACAUAUUAUUAUUAUUAUUAUUAGUAGUAGUAGUAGUUACAACUUAUAAAUUAGUCUUUAAAUUAUUUAAUUUACAUGU
This is a messenger RNA of Rhopalosiphum padi (bird cherry-oat aphid), 980 nucleotides long. RefSeq names its product protein ecdysoneless homolog. Lineage: Eukaryota; Metazoa; Arthropoda; Insecta; Hemiptera; Aphididae. The record is from RefSeq and is a predicted model, not a curated record. The coding region runs from base 65 to 871 and encodes 268 amino acids. The transcript is spliced from 4 exons.